UUUCCAGUGAGUCAUGCUACAACUGCUCUUCAUCCGACUUGCUUGUCCAAGAGGCUUGAGAUAUAUACAUUCUGUGUCUUUACGCUUCAUUCUGUCGCGCAGAAACUGCGUGCGAGGAAUUAUCUGUGCCUGGUAGUUUCUCGACUACAUCCGAAAAGAGCCGAUCUACUUGCGCGCCUUACUCUCCCCGAGGUCCAGGUAUAGUUUGUCUAUUGUCAAUACUGGAAAGGUAUCGGAGACGACAAAGACAGGAUUCACGGGAGACUUCAUCCGACAAAAUGGCGGUUUCUGCUGUCACUACCGUCGCAGUUAUCACUUGCAUUUUGGUCCUGGCCUACAAGUUAAUUGUAUAUCCAGCCUUUCUAUCACCUUUGUCCAAAAUCCCAAAUGCACAUUGGACAGCGCCUGUAUCUCCCGCUUGGAUCAUAUGGAAACGGUAUCGGGCCUUGAAUAAUCGGACCAUCCAGGCGGCGCAUGAAAGGCUCGGUCCAAUCGUGAGACUAGGACCUUCGGAAAUCUCCAUCAAUUGCGUUGACGGUGGUAUCAAGAGCGUUUACACUGGGGGCUUCGAGAAACAUGAAUGGUAUCCACGCGUGUUUGGGUCUUUUGGGACCGUAAGCAUGUUCACUAUGACCGACAACAAGGCCCAUUCAAGCCGCAAGAGACUGCUGUCCAACAUCUAUAGCAAGUCGUUCUUACAGUCAUCACCGCAUGUCCAUUUGAUCUCCGAAACAAUAAUCCUCGACCGUUUUCUGCCCUUAAUCCACAAGGCAUUCUCGUCUGAUGCGCCGGUUGACAUACAUGAUUUAAACCAAGGCCUAACCAUGGACUUUGUAUCCUCGUAUCUCUACGGGCUGGCUAAUGGGUCGAACUUCCUUCAGAAUGAGCCCUUCCGCAGGAGAAUGCUACAUCUUUACCAAUGCAGAAAACCAUUCGAAUUCUAUCACCAAGAAGUUCCUGGUUUCCUGGCAUGGACAAAGAAGAUUGGACUUCGUCUGAUACCCAAAUGGUGCGACGAGGCCAACGAGGUUCUGGACGCAUGGGGACUGGAUUUCUGCGACAAGGCCGACGAAUGCAUGACGUCUACCAAUCUAGAAAAUGAGCCGAUGGUAUAUAAACAGCUCAAGCAGGGUCUCUUGAAGCAGCAGAAGGCCAUUGGUUCGUCGGAUGCAGACCCCGAGAAACAAAAAUGCGAGAUCGCCUGCGAACUAUACGACCAUCUCACCGCUGGCCAUGAGACUAGCGCAGUGGCUCUAACCUAUCUUUUCUGGGAGCUUUCUAAGCACCCUGCCCUGCAGAAAGAGCUCCACGAAGAGCUCCUGACCCUUGAGCCAAGACUUAAUUAUCCUCGUCCUGAUUCAUCCCGAGAACUUCCGUCACCCAAAUCAAUCGACUCAUUGCCUCUUCUCGAAGCCAUCGUUACGGAGACAUUGCGCCUGCAUGCGCCAAUUCCAGGGAUCCAGCCGCGCGUGACACCCUCCCCAAGCUGCAUGCUCGUAGGCUAUAGCGAUAUUCCGGCAAACACUAGGGUGAACGCGCAGGCCUACUCACUCCACCGUAACCCCACGGUCUUCCCCGAGCCUGAAUCAUGGGAACCGAAGCGGUGGCUUAAAGAUCAGAACACGGCCGCCGAGCUAGAGGAACGGCGACGGUGGUUCUGGGCUUUUGGCAGCGGUGGACGGAUGUGUGUUGGGAGCAAUCUAGCCCUGCAAGAGAUGAAAUUGGCUGUUGCAGCCAUCUACACGAACUUCACGACCUCUAUCGUCGAUGACGACGACAUCGAGGCGAUUGAUGCGUACACCGUCAAGCCUCGUGGCGAGAAGUUGAUCUUGCGGUUUGAAACUGUCUGA
Aspergillus homomorphus CBS 101889 is the source of this 1850-nucleotide messenger RNA. Its product is annotated as cytochrome P450. Gene Ontology annotation, molecular function: iron ion binding; monooxygenase activity; oxidoreductase activity, acting on paired donors, with incorporation or reduction of molecular oxygen. The transcript has 3 exons. NCBI's taxonomy places the organism in Eukaryota, Fungi, Ascomycota, Eurotiomycetes, Eurotiales, Aspergillaceae. The record is from RefSeq and is a predicted model, not a curated record. Bases 279 to 1850 code for a protein of 523 amino acids.